This is a messenger RNA of Octopus sinensis (East Asian common octopus), 824 nucleotides long. RefSeq lists its product as uncharacterized. Lineage: Eukaryota; Metazoa; Mollusca; Cephalopoda; Octopoda; Octopodidae. The transcript is spliced from 2 exons. The record is from RefSeq and is a predicted model, not a curated record. The coding region runs from base 252 to 824 and encodes 190 amino acids.
UACUAAAAACAGCCUAAAAAAAAUUUACUCUAAGAAAUCCAAGAUUUCAUUCCGUUAGCUGAGACUGUUGUGAGCACACACCAGCAGUGGCAAUAGCAACAAAGUUGCGGCAAUAAUAUUCGCUGUCCAAAUUCUUAAACGUGUUCAAACGUUAUUAUUAUUAUUAUUAAUUAUUAUUAUUAUUAUUAUUAUUAUUAUUAUUAGAGUGUGUGUGUUCGUAUGUGUAAGGCCUCGUAAUAAAAGCUUCUACGAUGUUCAAUUUUGGGAGUAACUUCUCAUUUUAUCCUGUUCCACUGGUUGUUUGGCUGACUGUUAUAACAUCCCUUCAAGAAAUCACUCAGGCAACUGAAGAUUUACAAUUUCUUAAGAAUGAAACUGAUUCUAUAAUUCUAACUCCGAACAACGAGACAGAAUCAGUUACCGAAACCGUUUUUAUUUCAAGUGAAAGCCUAGAGAAUGAAGGCCACGCAUUCACCACCGAGCGAAACGACCUGAUGUCUACUGAGUCUGUUGAUUCGAACAAUAACAGCACUGACUAUUCCAUGGUUGAUUUCUUUUCUAAUAGUAAUGGAAGCUUUACUAAUGAAACAGACAGUCAAGAAGUUUCGAAUGCAAUUGAUGACGACUCCAUAUUGGCAAUCGAUGGUUUCAAUGAUUCGGUCACAGACAAUUCAGAGGCACCGGGAACAACCAACGCGAACGAUACGCACGUUUCGUAUUCUCAGAACAAAUAUAUCGAGGAUUCUACCCAGGAAAUACAAUCAGUGAAUACAGAAGAAGUUAAUGAGACAAUAGUCUCAAACACAAGUAAGGAAAACAUAUAA